Molecule: messenger RNA, 2615 nt
Organism: Engraulis encrasicolus (European anchovy)
Lineage: Eukaryota; Metazoa; Chordata; Actinopteri; Clupeiformes; Engraulidae
Gene: paip1
Product: poly(A) binding protein interacting protein 1
Exons: 11
Coding region: 176-1528 (450 amino acids)
Biological process (GO): regulation of translational initiation
Molecular function (GO): protein binding; RNA binding; translation activator activity
Source: RefSeq, a predicted model, not a curated record
AGCAGACAACGGAAGUUACGUUCUGGCGAAACCAAAAUUGUAAAUAUGCAAGCGAGAUGAGGGUAGCGUAGCCAAGCUUAGCCUUGACAAGUUAGCCCAUUUCUAAAAAGGCUCUGUGUAAACACAACGUCCCUAGUUUAUCUGAAUGUGUUUGAGGUUUCUUGAGUGAGCCAAAAUGGAAAACUUCGAUCGAACUCCCGGAGCUGGUCGUGUCCGGCUGGGGAAGCCUACCGGACUGGGGGAGACGCAGACGAAGCACCCAGAGAUCGGGGACGGGGACGCAAAACCGGGCAUGUUUAACCCCCUUGAGCCGCUCAGACAACCUCGGACGUCCCCGCCGUUGUUAGACAGCAGCGCUUCUGGAGGCGGGGACUCCAGAAGAUCGACGAAAACCAAAACAAACUCUACACAGACCCCAAACAGCACCGCCUUAAAUUUGCACAAACCAGAAGAUGUAGUGGGGAAGUCCACGCUGUCCGCCAAUGCACCAGAGUUUUUCCCAUCCACCUUUGCGUAUGAGGAGUCGUAUGAGGAUGAGGAUGAAGGGGAUGGCUACUACCCUCCAUCCACACUGGCUGACUUGGUGCAGGAGAUUCUCAGCCACCUCAACUCCUCGCCGGGCUCCUUUGAGUUUGAUAUAGACAACAUCACCGCCACCCUCAAUGAGUGGGUGGGGACAGAGAAGACCCUGGAGGAGCUGGUGGAGCUCAUUUAUACCCAGUCCACAUCUAUUCCUAACUUUGCUUACACUGGAGCAAGGCUCUGCAACCACCUCUCCCAUAACUUGGCCCUCUCCCCAGCCAGCGGCAACUUCCGUCAGCUGUUGUUGAAGAGAUGUCGAACUGAGUAUGAGCAAAGAGAUGUGGUGGUGCGAGGAGACAAGGACACCCAAAAGAGUUUUCACUCAUACGUAUUGUUCCUGGGAGAGCUUUACUUAAACCUUGAGGUUCGAAGUCCCAAAGGUCCCCCUACCAGAGCGGCUAUUUUGCUCUCCGCUUUAAAGGAUUUGUUGAUGGCGCUUUUUUCCCAUCCCGUAGACGCUAAUCUUAUCUGUGCUGUGAAAUUGCUAAAGCUGACUGGCUCUGUGCUGGAGGACGCCUGGAAGGAGGGCGGGAAGUCGGACAUGGAAGACAUCAUCCAGAAGAUCGAGAAUGUGGUGCUGGAUGCCUCCUGCAGCAGUAGGGAUGUGAAGCAGAUGCUCUUGAAGCUGGUGGAGUUGAGGUCGAGUAACUGGGGCCGCGUCCUCGCCGCCGCCGCCUCCAGCGAAGCCACGCCAGACAACGACCCCAACUACUUCAUGAACGAGCCCACAUUCUACACGGCAGAUGGGACGCCAUUCACGGCCGCAGAUCCAGAUUACUCAGAGAAGUACCAGGAGAUACUGGACAGAGAGGGUUACUAUGAUGGAGACUAUGAGGAAAAUGGAAAUGAUACAUUUGAUACAGAAGAUGAUGACGAGAUGGAUCCUGAAAUCGAGGAGGCUUUUGAAAAGUUCUGCCUGGAGUCGGAAAGGAAAAAGCGUUCGUAAUGUGAAAUACUUUUAAAGACUUUGGCUUUGGCUCAAAAGAAAGCUCAUCGACAUUUAGUAUGACCUGCUGGAUUGUUUUCGACUGGAAACGUUAAACAACAACAAAAAAAGAAUACCGAAAACCAAUUUAAAGUUCAUUUUUUUCCGUAGAGUUCAGUGUGAAUAUAGCACUUCCUAGUGGUUCUGUUGCCGUUUAAUUUAAUGGCUGGGAUUCCUGUUUGUAAGAUUCGGCGACCGGUGUCUACCACACAGUUAUUACACUGUACCCAACAGUUUGCAGUUCGACUCCUCAUUGGAAAAGUUCAUUGUUUUUUUUUGUUAGUUUUUUUUCUUUUUCUUUCCUGUCGAACUUUGUCUCUGCUGCAUGCGAAGAAACAGAGUGAAAGAGAGAGAGAGAGAAAGGUGUGGAGUGAGGUUUUUUUUUUUUUUUUAAACUUAACAGCCGAGAAGCAUCAUCAACUGUGUGUGUGUGUGUAGUUUGAGAUUGCUUACUAACACAAUUGCGACAAGUGCACCCAAAGAAAGUUCUGACCAUGGCGUCAGCUUUACCCACUGUAUCAUUUGCAUAGCACACUCCAGCGACAAGGGUAAGUAAUCAGUUCAACGUUGUGGUCAAACUCUAGCCAAUAUUCAGUUCAUAUAAGACAAGUCUUUGACGGAAACGUAAGCGGAGAGCUUUAAGGUUUAAGGAAAACUUGGGUGAGGGAAAUGUUGAACAUGUUAAAAUCCUUGGGAUUUUAUUUUAUUUUAUGUUUUAUUUUCCCAUAACUCUUUUUAAGGUUCAACUGAGUCUUUGUUCGGUUUGAAUCUUUGGCACUGCUGGUGAAGAGAGAAAUCAGCCUAUGUUCAUUUAUUGUUUUUAGAUUUUAAUUUAUUUCAUUUUGAAUUUUACCUGUGAAACAUUACUCCAAAUUGCACUGUUUGUCAGUUUUGAUGAAGCUGCAGAUGUACAAGGUGGAUUUGCUUAAAUCAUACUUGGUGUUAAUACUCAUCAUCCCAUCAUAUGAAUCCCAUAAACAAGAAUGUUAUUUUAUAGUUUUGUAAAUAUUUACUUUAUCGGUUGCCUGCAAUAAAUCUUUGUAAAACA